Malus domestica (apple) is the source of this 2285-nucleotide messenger RNA. RefSeq lists its product as uncharacterized. Gene Ontology annotation, molecular function: RNA polymerase II complex binding. Gene Ontology annotation, biological process: mRNA 3'-end processing. The record is from RefSeq and is a predicted model, not a curated record. NCBI's taxonomy places the organism in Eukaryota, Viridiplantae, Streptophyta, Magnoliopsida, Rosales, Rosaceae.
AAACCCCUAAAACACAACUCAACAAGAAGGGAAGGGUGGUUUCGGAACUUUAAAAAUCCCCGGAGGUGGUAAGAAAACCCGACGGAGAAGAAGGAGAAGAAGAAGCCGUUGAACUCAAAAAAGAUUCCGUCUUUCGGAUUUUUCCGAGUCCGAAUUCAGCUGGGUAAGCUUACCCCCCAAUCCUCCAUGGACGAACUUGUGAUUGCUACUUGUACCCGCCGCUGAAUAUUUUUCUCAGGCCACUGCAUUUCCUAUCAAUUCAAAAGGUUUUCUCAGUUUUAAAGGCUCCAUUUUGCGUUACUAGUUGGACCAACUCUUGCUGGAAUCAUGGGAAGUGCGUUCAAUCCACAGAUUUUAGUGGAAAAGCUAGCCAAGCUCAAUAGUUCGCAAGCAAGCAUAGAGACUUUAUCACAUUGGUGCAUUUUCCAUAUGAAUAAAGCAAGACAAGUUGUUGAAACAUGGGCUAGGCAAUUUCAUUGUGCUCCACGCGACCAGAGAUUGGCUUUCUUGUAUCUUGCAAAUGAUAUUUUACAGAACAGUAGGCGAAAAGGUUCAGAAUUUGUUGGUGAAUUUUGGAAGGUUCUUCCAGAUGCUCUUCGUGAUGUAAUUAAAAGUGGAGAUGAAUUUGGAAGAAAUGCAGCACAACGAUUGGUUAAUAUAUGGGAUGAUAGAAAAGUUUUUGGUUCACACGGCCAGAUUCUCAAGCAAGAGUUUGUUGGACAGAACCCGGAAAUUAGUAACAGAAAUGGGAAGCAUUCGGGUGCCAGAUUGCAUCCUGCUGGAACUGCGUUGGACAAAAUAGUUUCAGAUUACCAAGCUAGUCAUGGCCAGAUGGAUGAGGACACUAUAUUGAGCAAAUGCAGGAGUGCUAUUAGCUGUCUAGAGAGGGUUGAUAAGGAAAUUGGUGCCGAUUUCAACUCAGGGCAAUUUCAUGGGUCUGCAUUUUUGGAGGAGGUUCAGGGUCAGAAUGCUAUACUAAGGAAUUGUAUUGAACAACUAAGAGCUGUUGAAUCAUCAAGAGCUAAUCUUGUGUCUCAUCUAAGAGAGGCUCUUCAGGAGCAGGAGUACAAGCUAGAUCAAGUCCGAAACCAACUUCAGGAUGCAGAGUCCCAGUCAGAGCUGGCCACUAAUAUCUGCCAUCGGUUAAUGAAUGGCGACAAUGCACAACAGAUUGCAGUCCAGAGCUCAAAGGAAGCUCAUACCUCUGUAGCACCUUCCAGCUUUAUGGUAGGAAGAGAACAAUCAGCUCCAGUAAUGUACACACAGCAGGUUGCUUUUGCUGAAAAAUCCAGUCACGGGGAGGAAGAUUCGCGCAAGUCUGCAGCUGCUGCAGUGGCAGCAAAGCUGACCGCAUCAACAUCCUCGGCCCAGGUGCUCUCUUAUGUCCUCUCCUCUCUGGCAUCCGAGGGUGUCAUCAGCAAUCCCAUUAACGAGUCUUCUGGUGAUUAUCCAUCCGAAAAGAGGCUUAAGCUGGAGCAUGACCAAUCGUCGUCCUAUUUACCCCGGAGCCCUAACCCGUCUGCCUCUCCUCCGUUCUCGCAUUCUGAAUCUCACCCGCACAAUGUCCCUACCACCAACCAACAAUACACUCCCACUCCCAGUGAGGCACCACCUCCCCCAUCAUCUUCUCCUCCACCACUUCCACCAUUACCACCCCAACCACAGUACCAAGUGCCCCAAUAUGUGCCGUCUCCUGGACAAUACACCUACAACGUGGCCCAACAACAGCCACCCCCAAUGCCUAGUUAUCAAGCAGGAGCUCCAGUAAAUGGCGUUUCUCCCUUCAUGACACCGGCCAAUUCUUAUCAGAGUUUUCAAGGUUCAGAUGGUAAACUCUACAACCAGCAAUCACCGGUGCAAAUGACGCCGAUUUCGAGGCAAUAAAAAUCUCAGUUUCAAGAGGGGAGAAGGUUGUGCUGUAGUUUCUCCCUGCAGAAGGAACUUUCUUGCUUUUGUGCCUCUAUUUAACUGCCUAAUUAAAUCUGCAUAAAGUAAAUUAUUGUAAUUUUAAAAUUUUCAGCUGCUCAAAUCGUGGGGUUACUUAAAAUUUAAAACUUUCAUUCACUGUUUGAAUGGAGCAAAAUAGCAUUAGGAAUGUUAACUUGUGCGUAUCAGCUAUUGCCGCCGGUUGUGGAAUGUUUUGGUGUUUUUUAUAGGGUAAAAUUCAGACACACCCGAUUGGACAUAAGAUAGAUUUUCCUUGUACAACUGUCUGUAGUUCCCUGUAACAUUUGAUCCCAUUGAUAAUCUGUUUGGUUAUGUAAUUGUAUUCAAUUAAGUGUUAA